This is a messenger RNA of Hordeum vulgare subsp. vulgare (domesticated barley), 4392 nucleotides long. Its product is annotated as trichohyalin-like. The coding region runs from base 318 to 4247 and encodes 1309 amino acids. The transcript has 4 exons. The record is from RefSeq and is a predicted model, not a curated record. Lineage: Eukaryota; Viridiplantae; Streptophyta; Magnoliopsida; Poales; Poaceae.
CGCCCUACCCCACCAAACCACCCUCCCUUCCCCUCCCCUCCGUCUCCACCCCCCUUCCUUCCCAAAAUUCCAACCCGAUUCCAUCCAAAACCACCGCCAUCAGAUCGUUCACAACUCUUCCAAGAUUUGAAUUCCACCGUAGCAGCAGCAGCAGCAGCAGCAUCAUCUCCUUUCCUCCGCCGGGGAAGGAAGGGAAGAAGGCAAGGGGAAGGGGAGCCCCGUUUCGAACCCGAGGGUUGCCUAUUUGGGUGCCUUUUGUCGCCCACUGUUGGGUGCGCGGCUCCUCAAUUCUCGUGCGGCGAGGGAUCUGCCCGUACAUGGUCGCCGGCGGCGGGGCGGUCCUGCGGCGGGCGAAGAUGGCCGGCGGCGACGACGACGACGACGAGUACGUCGUGGACGAGGACGAGGAGGUGGAGGACGACGUUGAGUAUCCGGCGGCCGCGUGCUCCGACGAGGACGCCGCCGAGGACGAGGCCGACCCGGAGCCGGAGGACGAAUCUGACGCCGACUUCGACGGGGAGGCGGAGGCGGAGGAGGGCGACGACGAGGAUUUCGAGAUCGACAAGCCGCGCCGGCCCAGGCGCCCUCCCAGGCCUCGCGGGCGGGGCAGGAAGGCUAAGCCGGAUGACUCCGACGAGGACUCCGACGAGGAUUUCGACGGGGACGAGGAGGACGACGAGGAUUUCGAGAUCGUCGCGCCGCGGCCGAGGCGCCCGCCCAAGGCUCGCGGCCGAGCCCGGAAGCGGAGGCGGACGCGGGAGCCGGAGGAGGAGUCCGAUGCGGAUUUUGAGGAGGAGUUGGAGGAGAUGGAGACGCCGCGGCCCAAGCCUCGCCGCCGGGCCAGGAAGGCCAAACCGCGCGACGACGACGACUCCGAUGCGGAUUUCGACGAGGACGAGGAGUUCGAGAUCGACACGCCACGGCCGAGGCGUGCGCCCACGGCUCGCUCCCGGGGCAGGUCGAGGAAGCAGGAAGACGAGUCUGACGAGGAGUUCGACGGGGAGGAGGACGAGGGGUUCGAGAUCGAGACACCGAGGCCUAGGCGCGCACCCAGGGCUCGCUCCCAAGGCAGGACGAGGGCGCAGGAAGUAGAGUCUGACUCGGAGGAGGAUGGAUUGGAGAACGAGGAGGUGGAGGUCGAGGUGCCAUGGCCGAAACGCCCAGCCACGGUUCGGUUCCGGCGACGGAGGGAGGAGCAAGAGAUCGAGCCUGAUGAAGAUUUCAAAGGGGAGGAGGAAGAACCGGAGAACGACGAGUUGGAGGUCGAGACGCCAUGGCCGAAACGUACAGCCACGGUUCGCUCUCGGCGGAGAAGGGAGGAGCAAGAGAUUGAGUCUGAUGCAGAUUUCAAAGGGGAGGAGGAAGAACCGGAGAACGACGAGUUGGAGGUCGAGACGCCAUGGCCGAAACGUACAGCCACGGUUCGCUCUCGGCGGAGAAGGGAGGAGCAAGAGAUUGAGUCCGAUGCCGAUUUCAAAGGGGAGCAGGAUGAGGAGUUGGAGGUUGAGACCCCGCAACCAGCCAUGGACCCCUCCUGGGGUAGGAAAGGGGAGCAAGAGGAUGAGUCUGAUGCCGAUUUCGACGGGGAGGAGGAAGAACUAGAGAAUGCGAAGUUGGAGAUUGAGACGCCACUGUCAGCCAACUUCCGCUCUGGUGGCAGUAACAUGAAGCAGGAGGACAGAUUUGAUGUGGAUUUUGAUGGGGACGAGGAGUUUGAGGAUAAGGAAGAGGAUGAAGAGUUGGAGAUCGAGACGCCACAAUCCGUCAAGUACCGCUCCAGUGGCAGGAAUGUGAAGGAGGAGGAUGAGCUUGAUGCAGAUUUCAAUGUGGCUGAGGAGGAAAUUGAGGAUCAGGAAGAGGAUGAAGAGCUGGAGAUCGAGACGCCAGAGUCAGUCAAGUAUUGCUCCGGUGGCAGGAAUGUGAAGGAGGAGGAUGAUGAUCUUGAUGCAGAUUUCAAUGUGGCUGAGGAGGAAGUUGAGGAUCAGGAAGAGGAUGAAGAGCUGGAGAUCGAGAUGCCAGAGUCAGUCAAGUAUCGCUCCGAUGGCAGGAAUCUGAAGCAGGAGGAUGAGUUUGAUGCAGAUUUCAAUGGGGCGGAGGAGGAAGUUGAGGAUCAGGAAGAGGAUGAGGAGUUGGAGACCGAGACGCUACAGCCAAGGAACCUGUCCGAGGCUCAUGGCAAGGGCAGGAAGGUGAAGCCAGCGGGCUCUAGCCGGCAGAGGCAUGAGGAUGAUGAUGAUUACGAGGAAGAGAUCGAGGAUGAGGAUGAAGACUUUGAUCCGGAGGUGGACGAAGAUGACGAAGAUGAGGAGGAAGAUGUUGAAGAAGAAGAUGAUGAUUUGGGGGAUUAUGCCCCAACUCGUGCCACAAAGGUUAAACCUAGGAACCACUUGGCCAAGCGGAAGCCAGCAGCUGGGCGCCAACACCGUAAGAGGAAUAGUGGUUCCAGGGUUUCCAAGGGAAAGACAAGGAAUGGCACGUCAGCACGUCGGCGUAGGAGCAAGCGGCGGGUGGCUGACGACUAUGAAGACGAUGAGGAGGAAGAAGAUGAUGAUGAUUUUGUUGUCAAGGACGAUGUGGAGGAAGAGGUCAAUUACCGGCCAAGGAAGAAGGCCAAAGUUGGGAGGAAGACGAGGGAAGGCACUGCAGAGCCAGUUGGUGUGGGAGAAGCAUGGCCGUCGGUAGAAUCCGACACAUCAGAAUUUGAGUUUGUGACAUCUGAGGAGGAUCAUGCUGAAAAUGAAGCACCAGUGGCUGAGCCUGUGAGGAUCAAGAGAAAGAAGGGUAGGAGGAAGAGGGGUUCUGAGUCAGACUCGUCUUCAGAUUCUGAUUAUGUCAUAUCAGAGGAGGAACUUAAGGAUUUGGGGAUGCCUAGGCCCCAAGAGGCUGUGCCACAGCUGCCUCCACCCCCAGCACGAAGGACCAUUGCUCCUAGGAGGGUAGAUGAGAAGGGAAAAGAGCCAGAGGAGGCUUUGAAACAGAUAUGUGGGAUCUGCCUCUCAGAGGAGCAGAGAGCUACGAUACAGGGUGUGCUUAAUUGCUGCUCGCACUACUUCUGCUUCGCGUGCAUCCUGGAGUGGUCAAAGGUGGAGUCGAGGUGUCCACUGUGUAAACGGCGUUUCAACACAAUUACCAAGUCAUCGGUGGCAGAUCUAGGAUUGGGGUUGAGGAAUGCUCCUGUUAGGGUAGAAAAGCGCGAUCAGGUAUACCAGCCCACUGAAGAUGAAAUGAGGCGUUGGUUAGACCCAUACGAAAAUGUUGUAUGUAUAGAGUGCAAUCAAGGUGGUGAUGACAAUCUCAUGUUGCUAUGUGAUAUAUGUGAUUCGUCUGCACAUACUUUCUGUGUUGGUCUGGGAAGAGAAGUACCAGAAGGCAACUGGUACUGUGGUGGGUGUAGAUCCAGUGUGGAAGGGCCUUCUCAUGCACAAACACAGGAAAGGGUGCUUCCCCGUGGAGAAAGUAAUAUGAACACUGCCGAUAGCAGUUCUAGUUCAUUUGGCAGAUCUAUAUCAAAUGGAGUUUUCCAAAGACCACCACCAAUAAACGUUCAGCCUUCUUUGCAAGGAUUUGAUCUGAAUCUCUCUCCAAUAGAAACCCCUGAGGAAGAUAAGCGAGCUGAGUCACACAUCUCAGCUGAACCCGUGUCAACUCCUACUGGGAGGCACGCAACUCUUGAUAGGAGGCGUGCCUUGAACCGGCGUAUUCGUAUUCUUCUAUUUAGACCUAGGACUGCAACUAAUCCUUGGCAGAAUAGCAUUCAGCAUGACAGAAGCACACCAGGAGCAGAACAAAAUCAACGGAACGCCUGCACUUCUACAGAUGUGAGCCCAUCCUGUUCCAGGGCUGAUUUCAUGCAGAGCCAGCAGAGUAGCUCACAAUUUGUUCAGUCUGCAAGUAAUCUUAAUCAAUGCACUGAUGAGGGUGGAAGCAAUUUCCGAGAAGUAGCAAAUGCCAAGGACCAGCUGAUUCCUAUUGUCAAGAAGAGCAUCAAGCACAUUUGUGCCCGGUCCCCAUUGGAUCAAUCUUCUUUCACGAACGUAGCACGGCGAGCGACACACACCAUCUUAGCGUUGUCCGGGAUUGCGCACAACAAGGAUAGGGUUGUUGCAACACCUUUUCCUUUUCCUAGCCAUUGUUGCCAUGCCUGUGACGGCCGAGAGCCAGCGUUUCUCAUGAGAACUAUCUGCUCGUCAUGCUUCAACUCAUUCGUCGGUGAUGUUGUCAGUCACAUCGCCAGUAUGUUUUCCUGAUGUAGGUGGUCUUUUUAAGCUGGCAUUUCUCUCUCUCUCUCUCUAUUGGUGUCAUUCUUUCAAUUAUAGACAGUUGGAAAGAUUAUACGGAUACGAACGUGUUAAUGAAUGUUGGAUAGCUUGAAAUACAGUCAUUUCUAAACCA